Messenger RNA from Acanthosepion pharaonis, 1341 nucleotides. The record is from the annotation of a GenBank genome assembly. Lineage: Eukaryota; Metazoa; Mollusca; Cephalopoda; Sepiida; Sepiidae.
AUGCUAAUUAAAAUUCAUAAAUUAUAUCUAUCUAUCUAUCUAUCUAUCUAUCUAUCUAUCUAUCUAUCUAUCUAUGUCUGGAAAACCAGAAACAAGCAUCAGCUACCCUCGUGUCGGAAGAAGGUUUCAGGCACAACGGUUUCAACACCCUGUCAGAUCAAGAUGGCUGACAAUGAACCGCAAAACAAUGCAGAAAUUGAGGUUGAAGAGGAAAUAGACUGUGAAGAGGGUUCUGAAGAUGCUCCUCAAAGUGGUGUGACUUCAGAACUCACUAAUGAACUGAUGCAGAAUCCCUCCGUAUUAGCAGCUCUUCAAGAUAGGCUCGAUAGCAUUGUUGGUACCCCAUCCACCUACAUCCAGAACUUACCAAAGUCUGUGAAAAGAAGAAUAAAGGCCUUAAAGAAACUACAGUAUGAAACAACUAAAGUAGAAGCAGAAUUUUAUGAAGAACUUCACAAAUUAGAGUGCAAGUUUGCAGAAAAAUAUGCACCUUUCUAUAAUAAGCGAAAAGACAUUAUAAAUGCAAAUGUAGAACCCACAGAUGAAGAGUGUGAAUGGACUAGUGAUGAAGAUGAUGAAAUUGUUGAAGGUAUUAAUAAAACUACUAUUGAAGAAAAGCCAGCAGAAAAUAAGGAGCCUGAAGUUGAAGUUUUAGAUGAAAAUACCAAAGGUAUUCCUCACUUCUGGUUGACAGUUUUUAAGAAUGUAGAUAUGCUUUCAGAAAUGGUUCAGGAAAAUGAUGAACCUAUAUUGAAGCAUCUUACGGAUAUUAAGUGUGUAUUUUCAGAGAAAAAUCCAAUGGGUUUCACUCUGGAAUUUUACUUUGAGACCAAUGACUAUUUCAAGAAUUCAAUCUUAACAAAAAAAUACAUCAUGAAAUCUGAACCAGAUGAGGGUGAUCCUUUUUCAUUUGAAGGACCUGAAAUCAUAAAAUGUAGUGGUUGCCAAAUUGAAUGGAAGAAAGGCAAGGAUGUGACUGUGAAAGUUGUAAAAAAGAAACUGAAACACAAGGGAAGAGGAACAACUAGAACGGUGACAAAAACUGUUGAAAAUGAUUCUUUCUUCAAUUUCUUCAACCCUCCUACGCCCCCAGAAGAUGAAGCUGAAAUGGAUGAGAAUGCUGAAGCUAUUUUAGCUGCAGACUUUGAAAUUGGACACUUUAUACGAGAGCGUAUUAUACCUCGAGCAGUUUUGUACUUCACUGGUGAAGCAUUAGAAGAUGAAGAUGAGUAUGAUGAGGAAGGAGAUGAAGAAGAGCAUGAAGGUGAGGACUAUGAUCCAGAAAAUGACCCAGAUUAUAAUCCAGAGACUGAUGGGAAGAGAGAUUGUAAACAACAGUGA